AUGACACUUAUUUUAUGUCCAGCAGCUCGCUUGGCUUUUGACUCAUCCCUCCGUUUGCGAGUCUUUCCCCGCCAACUCCGUUUCCCUUUGCGCUUUUCCUCGACUGUGAAUCAACCUCAGCAGGCAAGAAUGGAGCACGAGGGUCAAGAUACUCGUCGGCCGAAGAAGCUUAUCUUCGCACCAGGCGACAUAGCCCCAACCCCAGACCUAAAAGCCACCGCUCAAUCCCACUCCCAAUCUCAAACCUCCAUCUCGGACAUCCGCAGCGAAACCUCAACCCCAACCUCUACAACCGAAACCCAAAUCCUCUCAAACCCAUCACGAGCCCACCAAUUCACCACAAACCCACCCCUAACAAUCUCCCAAAUCCACAAUACAAACCCCCUCCACCAAUUCCACACCUGGUUUCGCGAUCCCCGACUCCCAGCAUCCUCCGCACCGGAAACAUGUACCCUUGCAACAGCAUCCAUGCCCUCGGGUCGCGUCAGUGCCCGAGUUGUCUACCUGAAAGAACUAGAUGAGCGCGGCUGGGUGGUGUACAGUAACUGGGGCAGUCGCGAAGGGAAGGGAGGACAAGUCUUCGGCACCGGAACCGGAAGCGACGAGCUACCGGCAAUGCCAGAACCAGACUCCAUUCAGCAGGAAAUCGGAGUCGGAAAUAAAUGGGGCGCGCUUACAUUCUGCUGGUCGAAUGUCGAACGCCAAGUUCGCAUCGAGGGACUCCUUGAACCGUUGUCUCGCGAAGAAAGCGAAUUAUACUGGCGCACCCGCGAGCGAGGGAGUCAAAUUGGUGGCUGGGCUAGUUGGCAAUCUCGUGUGCUGUGGGAUGCACAGCCGGAGAUGUUGGCUGAAAGACAGCGCAGGAAGAGUGUUGCGACGUUGCAGGAGGGUGUGGCGGGUGACAUCCCGCAUGAUAUUGAGCAGACUGAUAUCGAGGAUGGGAGGUCUCUGCUUGAGACAAGGGUCAAGGAGAUGGAGGCUAAAUUUGAAGGUGUGAAGGAUAUCCCUCUGCCGCCUUUCUGGGGUGGUGUCCGACUUGUUCCUGAGUCUGUGGAGUUUUGGCAGGGACGACGGAGUCGUUUGCAUGAUCGGUUUAGAUAUGUUCGCAUUGGGAGUGAACACGGGGAAGGGGCUAGCUGGAGGCACAAAGAAGAUAAAAUGUCUUCACCAACACCAACACCCAAAUCCUCCACGUCCCCAUGGAUCAUCCUCGCCAUAACGAGUGGAGCGUUCGCCGCGUUGAACGGUGUUUUUGCGAAAUUAACAACAGAUAACCACACCACAUCAUUCGCAACGUCCAUUGCGCACCUCCUUGGAAUGGAAUCUUCGCCUUUUAUUGAGAUGGUUGUUCGAGGUGCAUGUCUAGGCCUAAACAUCCUCUGCAACAUAAUAAUGUGGGCCCUCUUCACGCGUGCCCUAACAGCCGGACCGUCAACAACGAAGGUGUCUAUCACGAAUACAGCGAGUAAUUUCCUUGCUACGGCAUUGCUUGGUAUGAUUGUCUUUAGUGAGGCUGUUGGGGGGCUUUGGUGGGUUGGAGCUGGGAUGAUGGGGGCUGGCUGUAUUCUUGUUGGUAUGAGGGAGGGGGCUUGA
Penicillium antarcticum is the source of this 1593-nucleotide messenger RNA. Its product is annotated as pyridoxamine-phosphate oxidase PDX3. The transcript has 5 exons. The record is from RefSeq and is a predicted model, not a curated record. The coding region runs from base 1 to 1593 and encodes 530 amino acids. Gene Ontology annotation, molecular function: pyridoxamine phosphate oxidase activity; FMN binding. Lineage: Eukaryota; Fungi; Ascomycota; Eurotiomycetes; Eurotiales; Aspergillaceae. Gene Ontology annotation, biological process: pyridoxine biosynthetic process.